Messenger RNA from Cyanidioschyzon merolae strain 10D, 978 nucleotides. Its product is annotated as similar to Nedd4 binding protein 1. The transcript has a single exon. The coding region runs from base 1 to 978 and encodes 325 amino acids. Gene Ontology annotation, cellular component: nucleus; cytoplasmic ribonucleoprotein granule. The record is from RefSeq and is a predicted model, not a curated record. NCBI's taxonomy places the organism in Eukaryota, Rhodophyta, Bangiophyceae, Cyanidiales, Cyanidiaceae. Gene Ontology annotation, molecular function: RNA endonuclease activity; mRNA binding.
AUGCUUGUCGAGGAUUCUGGCCACCAUCUGCCUGAGAGCGCUGAUAUAGAGAACGCACUGGAUUUGCUACUAAAGGCACAGCUAGAGAGAGCUUUUGGGCCGGAACUCGCGGAGCACUUUUGGGCUGCACGGCAGCCUAGAACUCUCGAUGAGCGGCUCGCGUUCAUUCGGAAGUGUUGGAUUGGUGUCUUCAAGGACUCGCCAUUAUCAACUUUUGGCCUUGAACGACUCGAGCAACUCGAACGCCUCUGCCGAAGCAAAAGACGAGGCAGGGAACUAUCGGCUGCUGAGCACCAUCAGUUUGCAGAAGAGCUCGCACGACUCUGGGAGCAGGUCCAGCGAUUGCUUCCGCGUGCAGCACCCGAAACUUCCUAUGCGAGCAGCGCAUCAGCUGGUGGCGUUCACAGUGGAGACGCGCAUACCCCAGCAACACUGUCUGAUGCCGAAAGUGCGCAUGCUGCCCCAGAAGCUAUGCGAAUAGAGGCACCUGCUACGUCGGCGCGGAGUGCGUCUGGCUGUAUGGCGCGGGUUUCUUCCGAUGUCGCUGCUGCCGCCACGAAUGUAUCGCUUGUAGUUCUGGAUGGUGAGAAUAUCGCCUGGGCUCACGGCCAAAAUGCAGUGUUCAGCCCGAAGGGCAUCGCCAUCGCUGUGGACUUCUUUCGAAAGCGCGGUUAUCGUUGUGUAGUGUUUCUCCCGGACUAUCGGCGGAAACGGGCUGAUCUUCCCACGGUUAGCGCAUCUGACGCCCUUGUUUUCGUACCUGCCGGAGAAUACGAUGAUACAUUCGCCCUGGGAUAUGCGGUUGGUCAUGAUGCGAUUCUGGUGACGAAUGAUCUCUUACAGGAUCACUUGGAUCAGUUCUAUCCCGAUGAAGGUGAGGCGAGAGAGGCCCUGCGUAAAUGGCUGGGAUCUCACCGCUGUUCGUUUACUUUUGUGGGUGACGAGUUUCUACCGAACCCACAUUUCUUCCUACCGUAA